AUGAGCAGCAACACUUCUGAGGAGAAUUUCGAGUGGGUAGAGACGCCACCGGCGCCCUCGCCCAUGGAGCCCAAGUUCGAUUGUGGUGUGAAGACAACUUCGCUAACGUUUCGUCAACAACAGUACCCUACCAUUGCCAAUGCUCCUCUACCUGCAGAAGGCUCUGGCCGCGACUCUUUCAACAACACCUUCCUCAUCUCCCUCCUCGUUGGUGUCCCCGCAUACAUCACAUACAGCUGGGGUAUGGGCUUCAAGACCUGGGUGUUCCUCGCUCUUGUUUUGUUCCUCCCCAUACUGGGCCCCUUUUGGUGGCUCACCUCCGAGUUCGCUCCCCGCAAGAACGAGAAGGCCAAGCUGCCCGGCAAGCCCAUCGAGCAUUACCUCAAGUUCAACAAGGCCGAGGACCGCGAUGCAUACUACGGCAAGAAGCAGAUUCCCCUUGAGACUUUCCAAGAGAAGUAUUUCGACGGCGAGCUGGAGCUCAAUGGCGACAUGCUGGAGAUUCUCGAGUGGCGCCACGACUGGUCCAAGCCGCGCUUCACUCUUGGUUUGAUCAAGCACUUCCUUUUUGGCUUCCUCCCUGAGAUGAUCAUGCACUCCAGGUCCCAGGACGAGGAACAGGUCCGAGACCACUACGACCGCGGCGACGACUUCUACGGCUGGUUUCUCGGUCCACGCAUGAUCUACACUUCCGGUGUCAUCUCCGAUAUCAACAAGGAGGAGAGCCUCGAGCAGCUCCAGGACAACAAAAUGGCCAUCGUCUGCGAGAAGAUCGACCUGCAGAAGGAUGAGAGGAUGCUCGAUAUUGGCUGCGGUUGGGGCACUCUUGCUCGCUUCGCCUCUGUCAACUAUGGUGCAAACGUUACUGGUGUCACUCUUGGUCGCAACCAGACUGCUUGGGGCAACAACGGCCUCAGGAAGUCUGGCAUCGAGGAAGACCAGUCCAGGAUUCUCUGCAUGGACUACCGCGACAUUCCCGUCCCUGAGGGCGGCUUCAACAAGAUCACUUGUCUCGAGAUGGCUGAGCACGUCGGUGUUCGUCGCCUUGGUGGCUUCUUCCGCCAGGUUUAUGACAUGCUCGAUGAUGACGGUACUUUUUUCCUCCAGAUUGCCGGUCUCCGUAAGCCUUGGCAAUUCGAGGACUUCACCUGGGGUCUCUUCAUGAACAAGUAUGUUUUCCCAGGUGCCGACGCUUCUACUCCUCUCGGAUUUGUUGUCGACACUCUCGAGGCCGCUGGCUUUGAGGUCAAGAUGGUCGACACAAUUGGUGUUCACUACUCUGCUACCCUCUGGAGGUGGUACCGUAACUGGCUCGCAAACAAGGACAAGGUCACUGCCAAGUACGGAAAGCGAUGGUACCGCAUCUGGGAGUACUUCCUUGCCUACUCCACGAUUGCGUCCCGCCAGGGUACCGCUACCUGCUUCCAGAUUACCCUUGUCAAGAACCUCAACGCUGUCCACCGUAUCGAUGGUGUCAAGACCCAGUACAGCUUGUCUGCCGCUCUUGCUGCCAGCAAGGCCAAGCUCACCGGAAGCGCUUAG
Molecule: messenger RNA, 1542 nt
Organism: Parastagonospora nodorum SN15
Lineage: Eukaryota; Fungi; Ascomycota; Dothideomycetes; Pleosporales; Phaeosphaeriaceae
Exons: 4
Coding region: 1-1542 (513 amino acids)
Biological process (GO): cellular response to biotic stimulus
Source: RefSeq, a predicted model, not a curated record